Penicillium verhagenii is the source of this 585-nucleotide messenger RNA. RefSeq names its product ESCRT-II subunit protein VPS25. The transcript is spliced from 2 exons. Bases 1 to 585 code for a protein of 194 amino acids. Gene Ontology annotation, cellular component: ESCRT II complex. NCBI's taxonomy places the organism in Eukaryota, Fungi, Ascomycota, Eurotiomycetes, Eurotiales, Aspergillaceae. Gene Ontology annotation, biological process: protein transport to vacuole involved in ubiquitin-dependent protein catabolic process via the multivesicular body sorting pathway. Gene Ontology annotation, molecular function: protein homodimerization activity; structural molecule activity. The record is from RefSeq and is a predicted model, not a curated record.
AUGUCAACCACAACAGUGGCAGCCUUCUCUUUCCCUUCGACGUACAACUUCCCGCCCUUUUUCACCCCGCAACCGAAUACCAACACCCGCCAAGCCCAGCUCGAGAAAUGGUCCUCUUUGAUCCAGUCUUGGUGUCGGCACCACAGACAAUAUCGCCUUAGCCUGGUUGAAGCAGUAGAUAGCCCUCUCUUUCACAAUGCAGCGCUGCGCAAACGAUUAGAUCUCCGUGAAGCCCGCGCGGUGAUAGACUGGAUGGCCAAGAGCGAAGAGGAAGGUGGCGGUGGUCAGCGCGCAGAAUGGAUUGAUUCUUCUUCUGCGGGAAGCCAGGGGCCGAAGUCUGUGGCGUGGAUUUGGUGGCGGAGGCCAGAGGAGUGGGCGGAUGUACUGGUGGAUUGGGUAGAGGGCACAGGACAGCGCGGGGCGGUGUUGACUGUUUAUGAGCUUGUACAGGGAGAGGCGACGGCAACACAAGAAUUCCAUGGCAUGGAUAAUGAUGUCAUACUAAAGUCGCUAAGCAUCUUGUCCAAGCGCGGCAAAGCGCAAGUCUUUGGAAGUGAAGGACAGGAAGGAGUCAAGUUUUUUUAA